Megalopta genalis is the source of this 1172-nucleotide messenger RNA. RefSeq lists its product as uncharacterized. Lineage: Eukaryota; Metazoa; Arthropoda; Insecta; Hymenoptera; Halictidae. The record is from RefSeq and is a predicted model, not a curated record. Gene Ontology annotation, biological process: negative regulation of cell migration. Gene Ontology annotation, cellular component: Sin3-type complex.
GUAUAGAAGAGAGCCAGCGCCGUGAGUCUGCGCAAAAGAGUUCUCAAAUCUGGCCGUCACCUGUAUUGAAAAGGAGCAGCGUCAAAAUAACUUGCAAAAUGUUUAGUUUUCACAAGCCAAAGGUCUAUCGAUCUAGUACUGGGUGUUGCAUUUGUAAGGCCAAGUCUAGCAGCUCGCGGUUCACAGACAGUAAAAAAUACGAGGAUGAUUUUAUGGAAUGUUUCCAACUCGAGGAAAGGCGCACCGGGGAAAUUUGUAAUGCAUGCGUUCUUUUAGUGAAAAGAUGGAAGAAAUUACCAGCAGGAAGUAAUCGCAACUGGAGACACGUUGUUGAUGCACGUGCAGGACCUGGCAUAAAGUCGUUAACCAAAUUUAAAUCAAAAAAUAAAAAGAAAAUAAAAGAUCUACCAGAAAAAUUUGAGAAGAUAAUGAAGAAGAAACAUAUCUAUUUAAAAACUGAUAGAGAUCGUGAACAAAGCCCAGCAAUGAGCGAUGAUUUAACAGAAGACUAUUUAAAUGGAAAUGGCAGUAAAGGCUCCAGUCGUGCCGGCAGUCCUGUAGGCAGCGACGAUAUUCCAGUGACUGAAAAACAAUUAGAUAUGCAGGAUAUUUCGGAAUCAAAGGAUGAUUUAACUGUUAAUGGAUUUAUCGAUUUGUCGUAUUUCAAAAGGGAGGUAAUUUGUUGUGGAACAAUAUUCAAAGGUCCAUACGGGGAAGUAAUAGUGGAUCCUUCGUUAAUAAAACCAUGCAUCGGUUGUAUAGCUAGACAACAACGACAACAACAAACAAAUGCAUUAAGUUGCAGUCCUGUGCAUAGUUCCGCAUCAGCCAGCCCUGUCCACAGUUCCGCGUCUGCUAGUCCUGCCCAUAGUGUAGAGUCUGGUACAGAGACUACUGUCUCUAAGCAGACAAAUAAGACGUUUAGUGACUCGUCAUCAGAUUCUGGCUACGAUGAAUCCUCUAAUCAAGGAGUUGGUGAAAGUAAGAUUACUAAAAUUAUACAAAGUACGAGUGCUACUGUAAAAUCAGCGGUCAAGAUACAACCGUUGAAAAGUGUUCAGUUAAAAGCUAUACCAGUAUCGGAAGCUGUCAGGUUAAAAACAGAUGUGCCAAUCAAGUUGGUACCUAUUAAGCAGAUUGAUCAACUGUCUUGUAAGCCAUUGUCUUUAGUU